This is a messenger RNA of Pelobates cultripes (western spadefoot toad), 483 nucleotides long. The record is from the annotation of a GenBank genome assembly. Lineage: Eukaryota; Metazoa; Chordata; Amphibia; Anura; Pelobatidae.
AUGACGGAGGCCACGUGUUACCCUGAAAACUGUAACAUGAAGCUCAACUUUGAGUCCAGGUUAGACAAAAUAUUUGCCGACUUUUGGGAGAAACUGUCACUAAGACAGCAGCAGACUGCCAAGCAAAAAGCAAAUCACCACUCUCUAAAGGCAUUGUCUUCACUGCUCCACCGCAGACACGCAGAGUCCAAAUGGAACAGAGCUCGAAAAUGGCAGCGAAGGGGGCAACACCUCAAGCUGGUACAUAAACCUAAACGACCAAGUGCGGAUGGAGCUAGGCACCAGCACAAGCAACUGGCGACUCACCAUAAACCCUGCUACCUACAGCAGCCCGAAUCGAGGCUCCAAAGACGACUGUACCUCGAACCACGCAGUACCCCAACAUCAUUAACGAUCACAAGUUUUACACUUGCUGGGAUACUAGACCUGACCCUAGGACUCUCGUGGCUAGACUAUGUCUCAGACUACCCCAGACUGGCAUAG